UCAAACAAUCUAUCACCCUAAUCACCAUUUUCGUCACGUACCCAUCCCAUCCCCGCUCCAGGCUCAGUUAUUAACCGAUGUUCUCUCCAGGAGUGGUCGUGACCUGUUAUUCCUUGAUCGUGAGGCAGGCGCACAAAUACCAGCGGGAAAUGAGCAGGAUCGCUCGAGGAGGACCGAACAAGGACGGAGACAUGGCGACCAUUAUAAACCACGUCGGGUCCGUGCGCAAGACCCAGAGGUCACUCCGACUCCACAACAAACUCAUUAGAAUGUCGAUGGUGGUGGCGGGCGGGUACGUCCUGGGCUGGCUCCCCUACGCUGCCGUGUGCAUGUGGGCUACGUACGGCGACUACCAGCACAUCCCCAUAGAGAUUCGCGUGGGCGCCUCCCUCAUCUGUAAGUCAGCCACGGCCUACAACCCCUUCAUUUACUAUUUCAUGAGCGAGGGCUUUCGGGCCGACCUGCGCUGGUUGGGUCGACGGGCAGGGUUCUCCACAAAGGCCACCGCCUCAGGGUCCACUUACCAGCCCUCUUUUAGAAGCUCCACCAGAAGUAGCGUCAAGAAGUCGCGAGACCGCACGAGGGAGAACUCGCUGAACCUGAUGACGGCCAGCGGGAAGGACUCCAUCUCCACGUGCAUAACGAACGGGAACUUGGAGACGCCCCCCACCCCGCUCUCGCUCUUAAACAGCACCGACGCCGCGGAGGAAUACUCCAUGUAUGUCAUGCCGAACCCGAUUCUCAUCUCCAGUGGACUGCAGGCCAAUUACAAUGGACUCCCGCUGUCGAGUUCGGACCUGAAGCACAUGGACAGGUGUAGCACGUCUCUCCAAGGCUCGCGGAAACUGAUUUCGGAGUCGACCCUUUCAUCUGACGACAAAAUUGUCCUCAGCUACGGUUCCAAGGCGAAGCUUACGAAAUGCGAAAACAUUCCUUUGCGCUAUCCAUGUAGAAGGUCGGUUUCCUUCUCAGUGUCCCCGACCGGGUCUCCCACGAUCACCAGAUCUCCCUCAGAAAAGAUCAGUGGCCACGAGCAUCCGUGGAGGACCAGCCGGUCGAGAUCCCUCUAUGGCUUUAGAGAAAACAGAAAAUUGAGGAAACAAAGGGAUUUGACCAUCUGUGAGCGCAUGGGACAGACGGACAUUUAACGAACUCUCCCGCGUCUAGUCACUUCGAGCAUCUUUUAAAACUUCGCCAAAGACCUUGCCCUCAGUCUCACUAAAAUGGCGGGACCGCUGCGCUACUGAUUCACGUAAACUCCUCAACGGUUCGUUUCCAGUCUUUUAAAUGUUUAUCAUACAUACCACUAGGAUAGAUCCAAGUCUUCUUAAAACAGCGAGAGGGAAACAAAAUUACGAAACUCAGAAAAAAUAAAAAGCUAUGGCCUUCCACCUUUAAAUCACAACCAGUAUUAUAUAUCUAUAUCCACCAGCAUCGAUUGCUACUUAUACACAUGCACAGACGCUUAGACAAAUACUAAAGAAUGCCUUUUUGUCGAAGGUAAGACUUCUACUUUAACAAUAAUUCCACUGAAAACAAACAGGACGCAGAUGAUAUUAAGCAAAAUUUAUAGAAUUGCACAAAACAUGACUGUAUUUACACUAGUCCGUCCAACACGACGCCCUUUUGUUCUGAGGCAAAGAUUCAAGCGAGAGGUGGGUGAUAAUUGGCUGAAAUGCAUCAUGUAUUUCUGACGAUUAUGAUCACCAUCAUACCACUUAUCAAAGAAUUAUCAUCUCCAACCUGUCAAAUGCAUCUUUGCCUCGAUUAUCAAAGACUGAGUAUAGUAUAGCGAUGAUAACGAAUAUAUAUGAAAAAGUAGUUAGGCUAAUUACGCAAACCUACACACACACUCCCAGAUUUUAAAACAACAGUCAUAUACAACCACAUCGACAAUAAUAAAUGUACCGCCGAAAA
Penaeus monodon (black tiger shrimp) is the source of this 1917-nucleotide messenger RNA. RefSeq lists its product as uncharacterized. NCBI's taxonomy places the organism in Eukaryota, Metazoa, Arthropoda, Malacostraca, Decapoda, Penaeidae. Gene Ontology annotation, cellular component: membrane. The record is from RefSeq and is a predicted model, not a curated record. Gene Ontology annotation, molecular function: G protein-coupled receptor activity. Gene Ontology annotation, biological process: G protein-coupled receptor signaling pathway. Bases 78 to 1148 code for a protein of 356 amino acids. The transcript has 4 exons.